Molecule: messenger RNA, 4024 nt
Organism: Triplophysa dalaica
Lineage: Eukaryota; Metazoa; Chordata; Actinopteri; Cypriniformes; Nemacheilidae
Product: transmembrane protein 151B
Exons: 2
Coding region: 481-2292 (603 amino acids)
Source: RefSeq, a predicted model, not a curated record
ACGUCCUCUGAAUCUCUCUCAAGGAGAAACACGCAUAUCGAUGAAAACAAGUAGUGCGCCCUGAAUUCAAGCAGAUAGCUUUCGUGGAAAUGUCUUUGCUGUUUUGAUGGCUGCAUCAGUCGUAGCGAUGUGCGUGCCUGUUGUUACAAUCGACGUAUUCUAACUCAAUCAUCUAUUUUUCUGGAUAUACAGCCACGAUCACAUAAGUAGAAUGAUGAAGAUGUUAGUGAAAUGGUCGAAACCGAGAGACUGUUUGAGAGGACAUGCGUGUACUUGAUGUCUGAAGGGCGAGAAAAAGACUGAGCGCGGGUGGAUACUGUAAUGUUAGCGAUGAUCACGCGACUUCGCCCAGUGUACCGCGCUCGAGAAACUGUGUCAGCUCCGGUGGUGGAUGGGGCAACUCGCCCGUAGGGGAAGAGCAGGUUGUGGGCCGCCACAUCCUGAACCGCCCCUGGCUGUCCCUAGAGUGACGGGAAAAGGAUGCAGGACGCGACGGUAGAUGGAGAAGAGCCCAUUCUGAACGGGGCUGGUAGGGAAGAGCAGUGUCCAGUGAAGCAGUCAUUAGCUGCCUCUUUGUGUCGAGAGUCUCACUGGAAGUGUCUUCUCCUCACUCUCCUCAUGUUCGGCUGUUUCGGUACAUUGGUCUGGUGCAAGCUGUGCAAGGUUCCAGUGCUACCUCCAACAGAGCCAGAAGCCGCAGUUGUUGAACCUGGAGACCCCUCUACAACUGCAGCCAGCGCCAGUAUCUACGUCACAGAUGAACUGGACUUCACCAGUCCCUGUUCCAAUGGGUACAUUUAUAUUCCUCUUGCUUUCCUGGCAAUGUUAUAUGUGGUCUAUCUGGUGGAAUGUUGGCACUGUUACUCCAAGACAGCCUUGCUGGCUCAAGCAGAUGUUGCAGAAGUGUAUGAGCGUGUGCAGAGGCUGCAGCAGGCUACGCCCUGCAUCUGGUGGAAGGCCAUCAGCUACCACUACGUGCGACGGACCAGACAGGUGACACGCUACCGCAAUGGGGAUGCUUACACCACUACACAAGUAUAUCAUGAACGUGUAAACACGCAUGCGGCAAGCUCAGAGUAUGACUAUGCACGGUAUGGCGUUAAAGAUGUUUCUAAGGAACUAAGGGGCUUGAUGGAUCCCCCAGGUGUACGGCUGCGCUUUACCAAAUGUUUUAGUUUUGCUAGUGCUCGGGCAGAGGCUGCCUACCUCACCCAACGUGCACGAUUUUUUGGAGAAAACGAAGGACUGGAUGAUUACAUGGAAGCGCGGGAGGGUAUGCACUUGAAGAAUGUGGACUUCCGUGAGCACAUUCUAGCCUUUCCUGACCCAGCCAGGCAGCCCUGGUAUGCUAGGCGUAAAGUUUUCUGGCUGGCUUCUGUUCUGCUCCUGUCUUGGCCACUUCGGGUUGUUGCAGAGUAUCGCACUGCGUAUGUGCACUACCAUGUAGAGAAGCUUUUUGGUGACUCUGAUGAUAGUAGAGGUGACAUUACUGUGGACAGUGCGGGCAACGAAAAUGGACAUGUACCUAGAAAUGGAGGUGGAGGUAUUGGGUCAAGCUAUCGUGCCAUUUCACGUGUCAAUACGGUGGACAUGACAGAGCUGGAGUGGCACAUUCGCUGCAACCAGCAGAUGGUGCCCAGCUACUCUGAGGCCCUGUUGAUGGAUCCUGGUUCAUGUGCCAACCAGGGCACCAACACUCCUCCGGCAGGACAAGGGACUAACUCCUCAAUGACUGGCCCCACAUUUCCAGUGGCCUUUGCUUCAGCUUACUUGCUUCAGAGCUGCCCUCGCUGCCGGCGUACCACAAGCAGUGCUUCCCUUCCUUCAAGACUGAGAGGCACAACAGCAUCUGUGCUGAAUGGAACACUAGCUGGGAUGAGGGCAAGCGGGUCGGGAGCAGGCCAUGGGAGGCUGGUUCUGAGCAGGAGUGGCUUCUCAUUGGGGCGACUUCAGGCUCCUCGACCAUCCUCCCUCUUCCACUCCCGGAGUGUAGGUGGAGGACUAGCAACAAGAGGAGAAGAGGGAAGUGGCGGAGGCUUUUUAGGUUUGGGUCCUAGACAGGAUGAAGAAAGCAGAAGAGUCCUAGAAGGAGAGGGAGAGGAAGAUGAGGAGGUUGGACAAAGAGAGGAAGAAGGUGAGAGGGAAGGGGAUGAAAGUGAGCAACAGGAGGAGGUUGAAGAUGAGGAAGCGAGGGAAGGAGACAGACCUCCUACAUAUCAGGAUGCAUUCUUCUUCCCCGUGUUGAUAGUGCAUGGAGAAGAGAGUUGCCAUUCUGGUGGGGACAAUUCCUGAAGCACAAAGGAAUGUUGGAAGAAAAAGGCCAAAAAAUUAAGGUUUGCUCUAAGACAGAUCUAAGAGAUUAAUCUAAGUGUUUAAGACUGGUGAAUGGUCUGAAAUGUCAGAUAAAAGGAUGUCAGUGAUUUCUUAUAAACAGAGCGAUGUAAAAAUAAGCUUGAAAGUAAAAUCUAUGCAAUGAAGAAAUAGCAAGAGUGUGUUUUGGGGACAAGCAUAACAAAUGAGGCAAAAACCUCCCAUAUAUUGCACCUCUUCUGAUCUCAUCUGACCUCUCUGCUGAUCUAUAAAAAAGUCUUCCAAAUAUGACUCAACAAAACAGUUACAAAAAAUAUGAUCACUGGGGAAUGUUGUUACCUGUUAACAGUAUGGCUGUAUAGUGCUGCUCAAUAAAAUCUUUUUUUUUCUAACAUAGUAAACGGGAAGAGCCUCGUAGAGGAUUUUCCCCACAGAUAUUUAUUCAACUGAUUGUUGUCCCUGGCCACAUCUGCCAUUCCAAUCAAAAUGGAUCUUAGAUAAAACUAAUGGAUGUCAUUAAUAUUGCAGCCAGUUCAAUUGUGUAAAGCUCUUUUCAAUUUUAGCAAGUAAGAGACAUUUCUUAUGUUCUCAAGUCUAAGUCUCAUCCUUUCUCAUAAAAUGAGUAAAAGUAUGUGAAGAUAUUACUCUUGCUUUUAUGAAGUGCGACUUUGUGUUGGUACUUAGUGUAUUGUUUACUGUUUAACAGUUGUUUAUUUGUACAGCAUAUCACCAAUUUUGCCUCAUGAUGUGACUCCCAAGAACACCUCGCAGACAUAAAUAAUGGUCCAGCAUGUUGCCCUCCAUCGUAGCCUCUGUGCUCAUCUUUGGCUCAAGUGUCACGUGUAUAAAUAGGCCAUUCACUGAUGAGAUUGCUUAGGGUGCCAAGAUACACCCAUCUCCUGGUAACUGUGCAUAUGUAUGGACUCUUGUGAGACACAUUUUAGGAGCGAGUUCAUUGCAGAAUACACAUGCAAAUGUUUGUGAUGAUCAGAAAAUGUAUACAGCGCAAAUCUUACUAGUUGUGGUGACCUUCAACCUGCAUUCACGAUUACACAGGUCAAGUGAUAGGCUAACAUAGUCCUAACAUAAGCAUGUAGUCAUGAUCUCUCAUUUAUCCUUAAGCAGGGCAAAUAAAUGUUACAACUGUACUGCAGAUUAUUCAAAAACACCUUUAAGAUUAAGAAAUUGUUCUUCAUGGACAGUGUUAAAAUGUACUCUCACAAUGUGAAUGUCGAUCUACAGUGAUGUGCUGUCUAUGUAAAUCACAAGGAGAAUGUAAAUAUGUCAUCAGUAUUUUACUGCGCAGUGUUUCAUUAGUUUACCACUUGGUAAUACCCAGAUGUGUUAAAUCUGGAGUCCCAUUACUAAAAUUAAAAAUACUAUUUCUAGAACUUAAAAUUGACUUGAAUUUUUAUUUAUUUAACGGUAGCACUAUAAUUAGAAGCAAUAAUUUCCUUAUUGUUACAAAUGCCACAAUAUUUGCCACAAAUUAUGGACAAUGCCAUUAUGGUGUUUGUGGGAUACAGUUUUUUUUAUUUUGUUCAGCUAGAUGAACAGGGACUUUAUAUUUGUCCUUUAAAUUAGAAGGUUAUUAUAAAGUAAAAAAGAUUGAAAGAACAAAAAUAUAGCAAAUGUUGUGAUGACUCAAGCCUGGAUUACAUAAAAAAAAGCUAUUUGUAUGUGUGUUGGAGUAGAAGGAUGAAAUGAUUGUCAC